Molecule: messenger RNA, 726 nt
Organism: Drosophila novamexicana
Lineage: Eukaryota; Metazoa; Arthropoda; Insecta; Diptera; Drosophilidae
Exons: 4
Coding region: 20-403 (127 amino acids)
Source: RefSeq, a predicted model, not a curated record
GGUUGACAGUCGAACAAACAUGUCACGUCUUUCUGAUAUAUUCGGUAUAAUCGUUAUCAUAAAAAUUGCUUUAUGUGCUUCAGAAAACUUUAGGAAUAAUAAACCUCUAUCUAGGGCAGCAACUUUUCAUUUUCCUGAGUACGCGUACAAAGAAACAAGCAAAAAUGAAAUCACCUAUCACGAUUACGAGCUAGCCUGUGGACAAAACUCACUAUGUGUUAAUGCCAAUUUAGCUAUGGUUUCCAAAUUAAACUGCCUAAGGCAAUGUAUAUCACAUUCUUGCUAUCAAGAUAUUUAUGCUUUUGAUGAGCUUGAAGAAGGUGAAAUCGACGUCCGAACGAAUUCAUUUAAAGGUUGCGUUAUACAACGAACUACAAUGGAAGAUUUCCGAGUAUAUUUAUAAAUGGAUAUAAAUUAUCUUUUUCAAAUGCCUAUAUCUACAAUUUUCAAAAUUCAAAUGCCUAUAUCUACAAUUUUAAAUUUCGAAUGGUUUUAGAAAACAAAAUCCCUUUUUCUGAAAAUGAGUGACUAUAAAAAAUAGUCAAAUUCACAUUUUUUAUCUUUAUUCUAAAUACUUGAAUCAGAUAAAAUAGUAGACGGAUCGUCUAUCAACAAUAUUUUAGACUAUUAAGUGAUAUGAUGUACACAUGUUUAAGCUGGAAAGAUUGGCGCCGUCGGCGAACGUCAUCCAAUGUCAAAAUAGUUGAUCAAAUAAAAAAAAAAAAA